UUUAACAUGAAUCUUUCCAUGUCUGCGUGCAAACCAGUACAACCUCGAGUGAAUUUGGGGCUAGAGCCUUUGUUCCACAGGAAAGAUAAGCUGGUGUCUGUAAUGGGAGCAACCGGCACCGGCAAGUCCCGCCUGGCAAUCGACCUGGCCACCCGUUUUCCAGCUGAGAUUGUAAAUUCAGACAAAAUCCAAGUUUAUAAAGGCCUAGACAUUGUAACUAACAAAGUCACUGAAGAGGAGUGCCGUGGGGUCCCGCACCAUUUGCUAGGCAUAGUAGAUCCCAACGCGAAUUUCACAUCGAUGGACUUCCGACACCAUGCAUCACUUGCUGUUGAAUUCAUACUCGCCCAAGGCCGCCUCCCAAUCAUUGCCGGGGGCUCCAAUUCGUACAUCGAGGCAUUGGUGAACGAUGAUCCUGAAUUUCAGUUACGGUACGAAUGUUGCUUCCUAUGGGUUGAUGUGUCAUUGCCCGUGUUACACUCAUUUGUGUCCGAACGGGUUGAUAAGAUGGUGCAAGCAGGCUUGGUUGAUGAGGUUAAACGAAUAUUUGAUCCAAUGGCUGAUUAUUCCCGGGGGAUUAGACGUGCAAUUGGGGUCCCUGAAUUGGACCAAUACUUUCGUUCUGAAUCAAUUCUUGAUGCCAAAAUUCGAGCUAGGUUGCUUGAGACGGCCAUUUCAAAAAUCAAGGAAAAUACGUGUAUUCUUGCCUAUCGUCAAUUGCAAAAAAUUCGCCGCCUUUAUAACCAUUGGAAUUGGAGAAUGCACCGGAUUGAUGCCACAGAAGCAUUCCUAAAGCGCGGCGACGACGCUGAGGAGGCAUGGGAGAGACUCGUGGCGGGACCAUGCACAAUGAUCGUGGACCGAUUCCUCUAUGACGAGAAUAGCGUUGCCACCAUUGUACCAGCCAACUCCGCGAUGGUCGCCGCAGCCGCCACAUCAUCAGUCCCCAUCCCAGCGGUUGCGACAGCAACCCGUUAAAGGCCGUACAAAUGGAAGCAUUUUAGGAAGCUGUGCGGGCUGUGUGAUUUCCGUACUUGGAUGCGGUGUGAAUGCAUCAAGCAUGAUACGGGAGUCUCUCUUCUAUGGGGUCUAUUCAUUUGAUCGAACCAAAAGUCUAAUAAGUCCAUGUAUUCCAAUGCCUUGUGUAAGUGACGAUGGGUGGCAUUUGAGUCUUUUUAUUUGCUUUCUUACUUAAAAUGAUACCUAGCAUUAUAUAUAAAGAAAUCAUUGGAAUAUCAGAAGCUGUCCAUCUUUUGCAACUCCAUGAUUGCUAAAUCAAGUGCCAUUCAUUCCAGACCAGAUGGUUUUAGAACCUUAGAAAUCUUGGAACCCCUUCCAAAAAAAAUUCUCUUGAUGAUGGAGAGAGUAUAUGCUUUUUGAUUGACAGUUGAUGGGUAUCAACGAUUGUGAUUGAACUUUUUCAUGCGAAUCUGGAAAAGGAGCAAGGGCUUAACAGUUGCAAUUUGGUGGGGUCAAUGCAGAAGCCCUUGUCCUCAGCCAUUUCAAUUGAUUCUAAUCCAUAUAAUAUGGUGCUUUAUGCCACUCACCUCUCACCGCCUCUUAUUUACAUUUCGAUCAUAUCAUGUUUU
This is a messenger RNA of Durio zibethinus, 1589 nucleotides long. RefSeq names its product adenylate isopentenyltransferase 5, chloroplastic. Gene Ontology annotation, cellular component: mitochondrion. Gene Ontology annotation, biological process: tRNA modification; cytokinin biosynthetic process. NCBI's taxonomy places the organism in Eukaryota, Viridiplantae, Streptophyta, Magnoliopsida, Malvales, Malvaceae. Gene Ontology annotation, molecular function: tRNA dimethylallyltransferase activity. The record is from RefSeq and is a predicted model, not a curated record.